Agrilus planipennis (emerald ash borer) is the source of this 1436-nucleotide messenger RNA. Its product is annotated as E3 ubiquitin-protein ligase TM129. Gene Ontology annotation, molecular function: ubiquitin protein ligase activity. The coding region runs from base 92 to 1189 and encodes 365 amino acids. The transcript is spliced from 4 exons. Gene Ontology annotation, cellular component: endoplasmic reticulum; membrane. Gene Ontology annotation, biological process: protein ubiquitination. The record is from RefSeq and is a predicted model, not a curated record. Lineage: Eukaryota; Metazoa; Arthropoda; Insecta; Coleoptera; Buprestidae.
AUCUAUUAUCUAUGGCAAAAUUGUUCUUGUUGAAUUAACAAACAAUAAACAAAGUUAUUAUAGCAUGAAUUGUGUAAAUAAAUAGAUAAUUAUGAACACAGAGAUUAUGUACACGUUGUUUUAUCUUCUAUUAACUGUAUGCGUCAUUUAUCCACCCUCAGAAUUUAUUUCAUUAGGGUUUACAAUACCCUCCCUUUUUACAUCACUUCUGGGGUCUGAAUCGGAGGAAUUUAUAGCGUAUCACAUUAAGAGAUCAAUUUUGACUUUGUUUGUGUAUUCCGUGCUUCCUUUAGGAUAUAUUGUUGGCCUUUGGUUUAAUGGUGCAGAAGAUGCUUCUCUGCUUUCAUUACAUGAUCAUGUUUUUUGGAAGAUCUUUGGCACAACAUGUAUAAUUUUACCACUUCUAGCAGCCUAUCAAAUUAUUUAUUGGUCUCGUGACAACUGGAGAUAUCACCCCAUAGCUAAAAAUAUUUCUCAUUUUUGUAACAACAAUUCUGAUUGGAUUUCUGUAGCUUCCAAUAUUAACAGUGAAUUUAGAAGUAUUGACAAGACCAUAAUACAAACAAGUUCAAUAUGUGAAAUAGUAGCAACUGAAAACUGGAUAUUGAAAAUCACUCCAUUCACUAUAUUUGUGGCACACCAAAGUGAUACAAGACUUGUAGUUAAUAAAAGUGAUACCCAUCAUAUUUCUCAAAAUAAUGAAAGAGAAGUUCAAUAUGUGACUAUUGAAGUUAAAUCAUUUAGAGAAGGUGUAGGCAGUUUUGUAAUAAGAUUGAAUGCAAUGAAUUUUCGAGAUUUACAAAACAGACUUUCACGAACUAUUGAAGUACUACCUAACAUUAUCUUUCACAAAAAUAUACUGGAGAAGUUUAUUGAUGCUUUCAAAGAAGAAAUUCAGGAGAAUAUUCGUUACUUAACAAAUCAGGAAUUGGAUUCUUGUAUUGGGUGUAUGCAGACUAUAGCAAAUGUAAAAUUGCAGAAACUCUGUACAGAUUCAAGUAAUACAGAAAGUUGUGGUACAUGUUACUGUAAACCAAUGUGGUGUGUUGAUUGUAUGGCUCGAUGGUUUGCUUCUCGACAGGAUAAUGAGCAGCCAGAUACUUGGUUAUCUUCAAGAUGUACAUGUCCUAUGUGCAGAGUUAAUUUUUGUAUAUUAGAUGUAUGCUUAGUUGAAGCUGAGGAAAAUUGAUUGAUAUAUCUCCACCUUUCUUUACUUUUGUGAUGUUAUCUUAUCUGCUGUAUUGAAAAUAAUUAAACUGCAACUUUUGUUUAUCAGAUUAUUUAAUUGCAGGUGCUUUAUUUUAUGUGCAAAAUAUAAAGAGAGCUCAAAAAUAUAAGAAUAAUUACAAUAUAUAGUCAAUAGUAUUGCAGGAUCAUCUGUCAUGUAUAAACAUUUAUUUUGUGGAUUUUAAGAUAAUAAAACGAAUUAUUCAGUU